Molecule: messenger RNA, 2392 nt
Organism: Chelmon rostratus (copperband butterflyfish)
Lineage: Eukaryota; Metazoa; Chordata; Actinopteri; Chaetodontiformes; Chaetodontidae
Product: SKI family transcriptional corepressor 1 homolog-B-like
Exons: 9
Coding region: 122-2392 (756 amino acids)
Biological process (GO): negative regulation of transcription by RNA polymerase II; negative regulation of BMP signaling pathway
Cellular component (GO): nucleus; transcription regulator complex
Molecular function (GO): RNA polymerase II cis-regulatory region sequence-specific DNA binding; SMAD binding; DNA-binding transcription factor activity, RNA polymerase II-specific
Source: RefSeq, a predicted model, not a curated record
GUCCCUCUCUGGACUCACCGGGCCUGCAUCUCCGUCUGUUUAUUCAUAUUAAUUAUCAUUUUUUUCCAUCCCAAGCCCAGUUGGAGUGUGUCGUCUUUUUAGGAGAGAAAGGCUUCCAGGGAUGGAGUCGAUGCCCGGACAGCUUCGAGACGCGGGACGAGACGCCAGCUCUUCCCCCAGUUCAAAGCAGGACGCACAGAGCUUCUCCAGCCCCAGCUCCCUCAAGCCAAACCAAGUGAGUGAGACUUCGCUGUAUGGGGUGCCCAUCGUGAGUCUGGUUAUAGACGGUAGGGAGAGACUCUGCCUGGCGCAGAUUUCUAACACCCUGCUGAAAAACUACAGCUACAACGAGAUCCACAACCGCCGGGUCGCUUUGGGCAUCACCUGCGUGCAGUGCACCCCUGUCCAGCUGGAGCUCCUGCGGCGCGCCGGGGCCAUGCCCAUCUCCUCCAGGCGCUGUGGCAUGAUAACCAAACGGGAGGCCGAGAGGCUCUGCAAGUCCUUCCUGGGAGCCCACAGCCCCCCGAAGCUGCCUGAAAAUUUCGCAUUUGAUGUGUCUCAUGAAUGCGCCUGGGGCUGCAGGGGCAGCUUCAUACCCGCCAGAUACAACAGCUCCAGAGCAAAGUGCAUCAAGUGCAGCUUCUGCAACAUGUAUUUCUCCCCAAAUAAGUUCAUUUUCCACUCCCAUCGCACCACGGAAUCCAAGUACCUGCAGCCGGACGCGGCCAACUUCAAUUCGUGGAGACGCCACCUGAAACUGACGGACAUAAAAAAUGAGGACAUUAACCACGCGUGGGAGGAUGUAAAGGCCAUGUUCAACGGGGGGAGUAGAAAGAGGACUCUGCCCAUGAGCGGGUCGGGAAUGUCCUCGUCGAUGAAGUCGCAGGCCUCGUCCAGCCUGACCCAAACCAGUUCCCCUGAGAUCCCUCACAAAACUUUAAGGUGCGACGAGGAUCAGGGGAAUAAUAGCCUGAGUCUGGCGAGCGGCGCUCGGACCUACCCAGUCAUCCCUGUGCCCAGCAAGAGCUUUGGCAUGCUUCAGAAAAUCCCCCCGCCUCUGUUCCCUCACCACCCCUAUGGUUUCCCCAGCUAUGGGCUGUGUCAGAAAAAGAGUGACGGUGUGCCAGACGCGAACAAAACUAAUGUCCCUGGUGUGUUUUGGCCUGGCGCGAAGGACAACCUGUACCCUGCUUUCCCGAUGUUUUGGCCUACAGCUGGAGGCCUACCUAUGCCCCCCUACCCGGGGUCUCCACCCAAACCUCCUCCAGAGCUGCCCGGCGUCCGGCAGGGCGAGCUUGACUUAUCGGACCAAAGCGACCGGGGCGCAAACACACCCAAAGACUCCAGCCACCACCCUCAUCAUCAGCAGGACGGCGGAGAGCGCUGCUCCAGCUCCCAGUCCUCCUCCACCAGGAACGACGAGGACAAGUCCGGGGACGAGACGUCUCAGAGGAAAAUCAGCUACAUUUCGGCCUUCAGACCUGUGGUCAAAGACGCGGAGACCAUCGCAAAACUCUACGGCAACCGGGACGGCUACGGCGCGCGCCCUGGCUACCUGUCCCCGGAUUUUAUCAGCGAGAGCUCCAGUUACAGAUCGAUAUCACCGGACAGGGACAGCGUGGAGGACGAUGACGACGACCCGGACGUGGAUGUGGAGUCCAACCGUGGGCAAGACGAGGAUGAACCGAUCCAGAUCUCGCUGGAAGAGGACCGCCAUGACUCCCCCGUUCAGGACCGGGUCUCCUCGGGUGCUGAGGAGAGCCAGGAGCAGCCUGACGCCUCCAGCCCCGGAGCAGCAGCAGCAUCGCCGGAUGAUUCCGUGCACACUGGGUCAUCAGAUGAGGACAGACGGAUGCGUAAUGGCUCUCCUCUUCAUGAAGUGUACGCCCAUGAAAAGGACGAGCCUCCGACAUUUGGGUCCAAACAAACGAGCAGAUCCAACGGUGUCCAUCACGUGUCUGAAAUACAGAACCACCGCAGUGCAACAUCCCAGCAGGAGCAGAAGGACAGACAAGCCGAUGGAGCUUUACGCAUCGAUAUCAGCGUGCGUGAACGAGAUCUGGAGAACAUGGCCAAAGAGGAAUUGCAGAAGCAGCUUGUGGAGCAAGUCGAGCUGAGGAAAAAACUGGAGAGAGAGUUUCAGCAUUUAAAAGAUAAUUUUCAGGAUCAAAUGAAGCGUGAGCUGUCCUACAGAGAGGAAAUGGUCCAGCAGCUGCAGAUUGUUCGAGACACUUUGUGCAGCGAGUUGGACCAAGAGAGAAAGGCUCGUUAUGCAAUACAGCAGAAGCUAAAAGAAGCUCAUGACGCCCUUCACCAUUUCUCCUGCAAGAUGCUCACCCCCCGCCAGUGUACCGGAGCCUGCACCUUCAAACCCCCGCUGCUGCCUCCCUAG